AUGCGUCCCUCCAGCAUAGUAAGGCAUUGUCUACGAUGUUAUAAUCGCCAUUCCCUGAGUCCUGACUUCUCCUCUCCUUCUCUUUUUUGCUUCCACCUCGGUGAACCACGGAUUAUCAUGCCUAAGGGACUACAACUGGUCAACAAGGCCCCUGGAGGGCCGACAUCCAAUGCCCCAGCACAGCAACCUGCUGUACCUCGCGCUCCUGCGAGGACUGGUACAACAGGUACAUAUGCCAGCUUAAUGCAAGGCGCCAGAGCGCCACCACCACAACCUCGAGGUCCUCCUGGGGCUUAUCUGAACGUCCCAAACGUUAAUAAUAUCGCUAGAGACAUGGGCGGAAUGAAUCUGGCAGGCCAAGGAUCACAAGCUGGAGGCCUCCCGAACACAGCGGCCCAGGGCGCGGCUCAACAGGCUGCUCCGCAGGCGCAAGACGCAACUUCUGCCAAUGUAUCUCCAGCUGCAAUGGUCCCCUCCAUAGCCCCAGCUCCUACACUGGUCUCGGAAAGAGACUGGGUUGCUCCAACUCAUGCCGGCAGUCUCAUUUCAGCAGCACCGUUCGCAAACACAUCUCAUGGCGCGAGAGCGGGCUGGUACAACAGCGGUCACUGCAAGAUGGCGAUCCACAAAGCCAAAGAUUUCCAAUCGGGCGAUGUGAUCGCUGCGCCUUACCACGUUCCUAACCUGAACCCCAAGCUGUCUCCAAACUCCAAAGAUCUCGUCAUCAGUUCCGAAGGGCCCGUCUUCUCGAAGCGUCGGAUGGGAAUCGUGCUGUGGAAAUCGGCGGAGGUGAUGAUUGUUCUCCCUCUAUUCUCCUGGACGUCGCAAGGUAUAGGCAACAAGAUCCAACAUUGGAAAGCCAAAGGCGACCUGACGAAUUCGGUGCAAGAUUACGUUGAAGUCUUCAACUAUCGAGAUCGGCAGAAUUUCAAAAUGAAAGGCGUUCAUCAGCCUUUGCAUUUCGUGCACAAGCAAUCUUGGGGCGGGUUGACCGAGUACACGACUUGUCAGAUUACUGGAGCGGUGAUGGUGAAUUGGAAGGAGGAUAUCACACAGGUUGGUCGCAUUACUCGGCAGUCUUUCAACAGACUCUUGCAGCUUCGACAGAUGCGAGAGGCUUUUUAUAUCAGGGAGGAUGCGCGCCAGAAUUCUUGGCCGAUGGAGGGUGCGAGAGAUACUCGUGUUUUGCAAAAGGAGCCUAAGCCGCAAAAGGAGCCAAACCGGGUGGGACCCGGUCUCCCACCUUGGAGGAAUAGCUUAUCAUGCUUGCUUCAUGAAGGUCUCGGCAGCAUAAUUCUUGAGAGCAGCAGGAUCGCAUGGAUUUCUGGCCAAUACGUGUUAAUGAUAAGUAAUAAUCCUCGUUCAGAGUUGAAUACUCAUUUCCAUCAUUUACAUUUCUUGCGCGUACUUCGCGCAUACGGUUCGCUCUUGUUCUUGCCAUCUUGGUUCGGGAAAAGGUUACAGCAUAGAUUGUGCAGAGUGGGAUACAGGCGUGUGCUUUCGAGAUGGAGUGAUUUGUGUGUUCGUGUUAUGAACUUGAAGUGCUCAUGGGCCUUAUUGUCCCCCGAAGUCCCCGAGCUAGCGGCGGAUCUAUCCGAGCGAAUUAUCUUCUCAGUCGCCAAAUACACGUACGUUGAAACAGCAGCCGAAGCGGCCGGAAGCAGACUGGAUUACUGCCACCUUCGAACUGGGCUGGCGUCCCGAGGGGAUCGGAAUUUUUUAUGCAUGACGACCAUGGAUUGCUGGCAGUACAUCAAUGUGUCGGCUCCAGAUCUGCUUGCGAGCAUGGAGUCAGGUAAGACCAGCGAGUCCUUCGCACAACACCCAACUCUUUCUCUCCACUCUCGCCAUGGUACUGAAUCCGCUGUCAUGUCCUUCUCAGGAAUGAAUGCUCUUUCCGUACAUCUUUCCAAUAUGAAAUCUGAAAAUCAGCGUGUAGAGUCAUGGUGUCCAAUUUGCGACUCCAGUAAAGAAUUGGAGAUGAAGUGUGUUCAAGCCAGCUCACGAAAGAUCUCAUUGUCCCCCGAGGUCCCCGAGCUAGUGGCGGACAUAUCCGAGCGAAUCAUAUUUCAGUGGCACACUUGCAAGUUCCAUCACGACAUUGUCAACUCUUCACUAGGGCAGCUGCCAAAUAUGAAAUCUGAAAUUCAGUUCCGAAUACAUAUGGGACUAGACAAGACAUGUGGAGUCAUGGUAUCCAUUUUCGAAGAAGUGGAAAUGGACAAUCUGGAACAUGAAAUUGGAGAACUGCUCGCCAAAGAUCUCAUUCUGCAGUGUUGUACAGAGAGUGGGAUGAAGGCGUAUAAGCCUAUUGUGGGUUAUGUAUGUACUUUCGACUCUAAUAAAGCAUUGGAAAUGGAGUGGCGUAUGUCCGUGUUACUGCUCGGCGUGCAUGAUGCAUUUUUAUUGUCCCCCGAGGUCCCCGAGCUAGCGGCGGAUCCAUCCGAGCGAAUCAUAUCUCAGUCGCUACGCUGGCAAGUCGCAGUAUUAUGCAGAGUAGGAUGA
Pseudocercospora fijiensis CIRAD86 is the source of this 2505-nucleotide messenger RNA. RefSeq lists its product as uncharacterized. Lineage: Eukaryota; Fungi; Ascomycota; Dothideomycetes; Mycosphaerellales; Mycosphaerellaceae. The transcript is spliced from 21 exons. Bases 1 to 2505 code for a protein of 834 amino acids. The record is from RefSeq and is a predicted model, not a curated record.